GUUCGUUCACCAAACCGCUUUAAAGAUUCGCGCAGGCGCCCGUUCGAAUAAACUUGCAACCCGGAGGGUGAAUCGUCUAUCAGUGCAUCGCGCGCCUCCGCGAAGUGAUCAUGACGUGCUUCGAGCAUAUGACAAAGCGUAACAAGUCCAAUUCAUGCAGGAGCAAUAACGAUUAUAGUCUCCAGCUGACCCGUUGGUUCCUGAUACCGAUCGCCGCUUGGCCUCGUGCGGCUCCGUCGACGGUCGAGAAAAUCUCCCUGCAAGCGCACGUUCUUGCUUGCUACUUGCUGAUUGUAGUCGUCAUGGUGCCGUGCUUUCUGUACAUGUCGCUGGAGGAGAACGAUAUCCAGAUGAAACUGAACGCGAUGGGCCCGUUGAGCCACUGGAUUAUGGGCACCAUCAAUUACUGGCUGCUCCUCACGCGCAGCAACGACAUCCGCGAAUGUGUGCGACAUAUGGAGAACGAUUGGCGGCUGGUUCAACGAGCAGACGAUCAGUGGGUGAUGCUGCGGUACGCCCGAAUUGGCCGCUUUGUUGCCGCUUUCUGCGCGGUGUUCAUGCAGAGCGGCACGUUACUCUUCCAAGUAGUCAAGGCGAUGACAUCGAUGCCCGUAGUCGUCGGUAACGAGACUGUGUUAGUACAUCCGAUGACCUGUCCGAUCUACAGCAAGUUUGUCGACACGAGGUUCAGCCCGGCAAACGAGAUCAUGCUGGUCGUGCAGAUACUGUCAUGUUUCGUGGUGAACUCCAUCACGGUUGGCGCGUGCAGCCUCGCCGCGGUCUUCGCGAUGCACGCUUAUGGUCAGCUGAGCAUGCUGUUCUCGUGGUUGAACGAGCUCGUCGCGGAUGAAGACAAGGGGAACGAGUUUGCCGAUCAGAAGUUGGCUGUUAUCGUGGAGCAUCACUUGAGAGUACUGAGUUUUAUAUCGCGUAUGGAGAGUCUCAUGCAACAUAUCUGUCUUGUGGAAUUAGUGGGAUGUACCUUGAAUAUGUGUUUGCUUGCAUAUUAUACUAUUACGAAUUGGAGCAAUUUUGAUGCAGGAAGAAUGACGUCAUAUUUUUUUGUAUAUGUAUCUAUGGCUUUCAAUAUUUUUAUAUUUUGCUAUAUCGGCGAGAUUCUGACAGAACAGUGCAAAACUGUGGGAGAAAAGGCAUAUAUGACUGAUUGGUAUAAACUACCCCACAAAACUGCUCGUGGUCUCCUUUUGAUAAUAGCGAGAUCGAGCAACGUUAUCAAGAUAACCGCUGGAAAAUUAUUUCAAUUAUCUAUUGCAACUUUUGGUGAUGUAAUUAAGACUUCCGUAAUAUAUUUGAAUUUAAUAAGAACGAUGACUUCUACAUGACCUAUGUUAAAGUAGGAACCUUGCAUAAUAUUUAUAUAGCAAUAUAUUACAUAACAAGUA
Ooceraea biroi (clonal raider ant) is the source of this 1403-nucleotide messenger RNA. Its product is annotated as odorant receptor 4. Gene Ontology annotation, molecular function: odorant binding; olfactory receptor activity. The record is from RefSeq and is a predicted model, not a curated record. Lineage: Eukaryota; Metazoa; Arthropoda; Insecta; Hymenoptera; Formicidae. Gene Ontology annotation, cellular component: plasma membrane. Gene Ontology annotation, biological process: sensory perception of smell; detection of chemical stimulus involved in sensory perception of smell.